This is a messenger RNA of Ahaetulla prasina, 2449 nucleotides long. RefSeq lists its product as uncharacterized. Bases 197 to 1180 code for a protein of 327 amino acids. The transcript has 8 exons. Gene Ontology annotation, biological process: T cell activation. The record is from RefSeq and is a predicted model, not a curated record. Gene Ontology annotation, cellular component: external side of plasma membrane. Lineage: Eukaryota; Metazoa; Chordata; Lepidosauria; Squamata; Colubridae.
GCAGAAGUGUCUCUAGACUUCUCUUCACUUCUUGUUAAAACACCAACCACCGACAUGUCCCAAAAGAGCAUACUCGGCUUGUGGUUAUCAAUUGUUCUCUUAACAGCUGAAAGUCAAGGCCGCUUUGCCCUGCAGCUGUGCUGAGAAGAAUGAGGAGGCAUCUUCUGUUCCAGAGGGUUUCUGGUUGGUUUGGGUGAUGGACAUGUGGAUGAUGGGCAAGGACCUGAACUUUCUUUUGGGAACUUCUGGAAUAGAAGAACUAAAUGGCAUUCUGGGGGAGUCUGUCACAUUCCAAGUGAAGCCCUCAACACCAAUUGAAACAAUUUCCUGGAAUAAAAUUAUCAGCAGCAGCAAUGCUAGAAAUAUUACUUUGAUGAACUUGGAUAAGGCCUUUCGUCUGCCGGUUUUUGUACAUUUGAUGGACUCUAAUCUGAAAGUGACCUGCACUCCUGGGGGGACUGGAAACAGAACCUGGCAGCUGAAUUGCUCUACAGGGACCUGGGAAGACAGAACGAACAUCAGAUGGACUUCAUCUGCCCAGAGCACAGGUCCUACCCCUGGGAGUUCUGUGAUCCAGUUUGUCUCCCUUGACCUCAAUGCAACAUGCACAGCAGAAAACCCUGCUAGCCAGGCAUCCAGGACGGUCUCCUUAAAGCAAGUUUGUGCAGUACGUUUGGUGGACUCUGAUCUGAAAGUGACCUGCACUCCUGAGGGGACUGGAAACAGAACCUGGCAGCUGAAUUGCUCUACAGGGACCUGGGAAGACAGAGCAAACAUCAGAUGGACUUCAUCUGCCCAGAGCACAGGUCCUACCCCUGGGAGUUCUGUGAUCCAGUUUGUCUCCCUUGACCUCAAUGCAACAUGCACAGCAGAAAACCCUGCUAGCCAGGCAUCCAGGACGGUCUCCUUAAAGCAAGUUUGUGCAGAGGAGAGACCUGGGACGGAAGCCCCCCAAGUGAACGGUCAGACCAAGAACUUCUACAGGCUGCCUCUCUGGGCCCUGCUGUGUCUUAGCAAAGUAGGAAGUCUUCUCCUUCUUGGCUGUUUGGGACUCAUUCUGGUGAUGAAAACCAAGAAAGCAGUUGGAGGAGAGAGGCUUCGAGUCCGAUACCUGCCAGAGGAACCCAUCACCACCACCCAAGGUCAGGGCCCACAGCUGUCCCAGACCCACAUUGGCUGAAACUGAUGGACUCCAGAAAUGAAUCUCCCUCCCGCCCUUCACUUCAGAUGCCCAUGGACUUCCUCUUGGCUUUCAAGACAAAUCUUUGGAACAAGGGAGCUUCUGUAGUCCAUCCAACAAGUUCUAUUCCCAUUUUGCCUAGUGUGAGGGGCACAAAGCAUGUUGUUUCCCUAUGGCCACCCCAUUGCCUCUCCUGCCUCCCCUUAAAAGCUGUGCCUGUGAGAGGGAUCUUGGAGUCUUAUGAACAAUCAGCUAAAUAUGAGCCAGCAAUGUGUGAUGGCAACCAAAAAAGCCAACGCAAUCCUAAACUGCGUUAACAGAGGGAUACAAUCAAGACCAAGGGAGGUACUACUACCACUCUAUAAAGCCUUAGUAAGACCACACCUAGAGUACUGCAUCCAGUUUUGGUCACCACACUAUAAAAAAAAUGAUGAGAGUCUUGAAAGAGUGCAGAGAAGAGCAACCAGGAUGAUUGGGGGACUGGAAGCUAAAACAUAUGAUGAAUGGUUGCAGGAACUGGGCCUCGCUGGUCUAGUGAAGAGAAGGACCAGGGGCGACAUGAUAGAAUCUUCCAAUAUUUGAGGGGCUGCCACAUUACAAAAAAGAUGCUGAGACUUUAGAAAAAAGGCAACUUUUGACUCCUCUUUCAAACCAGCAGUCCUUUCUGUCCAAACUGUGGACUUUGCUGUCUUCCAAAGAGUGGCCUUUGUCUUUUAAAUGUAGGUGGACUGCUGAAUCUAGUCCUGAUGUGUUUUUUCUCCUCUGUUGUGCCAUGUGUUUAUGAAGUGGUUGUUUUGUUUCCCCAAUGUACGGAUCUGCACAUGGCUCACUGCAUUAUACUGCAUAUACCACGUUGCUCAGUUUUUGUCUGGGUGUUUUAUCUUUGGGGCAGACAAACUUCUGCCUUAGUGUAUUCUUGGGUUUGAAGUUGGCUGAAGGUCCUCCUGAGCUUUUCCGAUAUGCCUGCAAUUUAUGGAAUGACAAUGUUGCUUCCUUUAUUGUUCUCUUGUCUGUUAUGGAGGAGCUCAUGUAAGGUCUUUUUUGAGAUUUGAUGAAGGCCCACUUGGGAUAGCCACACUUUCUGAGGGCUUCCUUGAUGUGUUUUCGUUCUUUUUCGUUCCCAUCUUUGCUGGUAGGCAGGCCUUCGGCUCCGUGGUGUAGGUUUCUGAAGCAACGAGGUAUAUGCAGUACAAGGCAGCAAGCCAUGUGCGGGAAUUUCAGAUCCAGCCUUGUUUUUCUUGCUAUCACUAUCUCCCAAUAAAAGUUCCU